Molecule: messenger RNA, 789 nt
Organism: Paecilomyces variotii
Lineage: Eukaryota; Fungi; Ascomycota; Eurotiomycetes; Eurotiales; Thermoascaceae
Product: acetyltransferase, GNAT family
Exons: 2
Coding region: 1-789 (262 amino acids)
Molecular function (GO): acyltransferase activity, transferring groups other than amino-acyl groups
Source: RefSeq, a predicted model, not a curated record
AUGCCCAUAAAAACCAAUCCUCGAACAGGGGAGCUCUACAUUCCCCUCCCUGCCCCUCACUCCAAUAUCAUCAUAACCCCUCCGCGCCGCGCGGGACCUGACUCGACGGAUCCCGACCCUGCUGACUGCGCGCAGCUGGUCUCCAUCCUCAACGACCCUCGCGUGUAUCCGUUCCUCGCGAGUCCGCCGCAUCCAUACCUGCUCUCUCAUGCAGAGGUGUUCUUCCGGAAAACCCUCGCGGCGAGUGAGCAGUUUUUGGCGGCGGCGAGGAAGGCAAGCGAAGGCGCGAGCGGGGGUUAUGUCGGUGGGUGUCCGUUCUCAAGUAUUAGGGAGAUUGUUCGAGAAAGGGAUGUAGAUGGCGAUUGGGAUGAUGAUGCUGGAUGGGAGAAGGAUGUACUCAUCGGAGAUGUGGGGAUUAUGCGAUAUCCGUUCUAUGAAUUGCCUGAAGGGAGUGAGGAGCGGAAGGAAGCGCAGGAACGCAAUGCCAAAUUAGAAUCUGGGGAUGAGAAGAUUGUCUGGACGAUAGGAGAUUAUCUAGCUUCCUCGCAUCACGGCCGAGGGAUCAUGACCGCUGUCGUACGGGCUCUUAUCAACGAAUGGGCAGUCCCCCACAUGAACGCGCGUAUUAUCAAGGUAUCUACAUACGUUGGAAAUACGGGGAGUGUGCGAGUAUUCGAAAAGAACGGCUUCCAGAUGGAACAUAUCUUAGAGGAUUGGUCAACUGUUGCAGAGAGCCGGGGAGGGGGGAGAGCGUCCAUCAAUGUCCUAGGGUGGAGGGCACCAACUUGA